This is a messenger RNA of Amoebophrya sp. A25, 1091 nucleotides long. The record is from the annotation of a GenBank genome assembly. NCBI's taxonomy places the organism in Eukaryota, Dinophyceae, Syndiniales, Amoebophryaceae.
ACGAGUCUGAGUCUGACGUUGAUGACGCUGCUAUCGGGGAUAGCACUCAUGACGAUUCGGCUGGUGGUCAGAUAGGAAUGUCAACGAGCGACACCCGUGGCUACCGAGUGAUUUUCGGGGCCACCACGGGCGUCGGUUUUACACACAUGGAAGACGCAGUAGACAUAAGGCCUUAUCAGCCUGGUUCCGAGCUAGGAAGCACCGGCCACUUGUCCGCACGUUCUGGUGGGAGGCUCUCAACGAAAGGCAGCUCAGCGAAGCAGUCACCACGGUCAGCGAAGCAGUCACCACGCUCACCGGAGCAAUCACCUCGUAUGAGUGAUCGUGGAGAACAGGCUGUGGCUGCACCGAAGAGGCGCUUCGACGGAGUUAGUCGUCACAGCACACAGACAGAAAUUGGUGAAGGCGACGCUAUGGCAGGAGGAGGCUCAGAUCCUGAUGACGGAGGCGGUGGAUUCUACGACCACCUGCCAAGAGGAAGUGGAGAUAGCAAGAACAGUUGUGAGUCUGAAGCUGAUAUGGUGAUCGUAGAAAACGAUCCGCCCAUUAUCAGGUCUACAACUGGCGGGCAGACGCCACGGACUCCUCGUGUACUCGAAGCUCCGUCUUCGUCAGAAGGAGAAGGGCCGGCAGAAGCUGCACUGGCUCAAGGAGAAGAAGACUCUGCCGAUAGGCAACAACUUGAUGAAAAUUCACCGAGAAAAUCGGAACAAGAAUCGUCGCAGAUGAUAAUCACCAGUGAAAGUAGCCUCGCGCAGGACCAGGGAGUUGAGAAAGAGAUAACGCCAGCUAUUUCGUCGUCAAGCCGCAGCAAUGGCCUUACCACGAGCAGGAUCAGACGAGAAGCAACGACGUCUUCAAGCGCACCAGAGCAUGACGCAUUGUCGGAACUUUUGGGUGGCAACAUGGACUCAAAAAAAGCACCCACGGCGGCAUCUGGAAGUGUACACGUGAAGCCUAAGAGGAUAACGGAUGAGGCACUCCCAACGCUAGUCGCAUCCAAGACAUCCCCUAGCAAGGAUACUGCCCCGUUGUUAAGACCAAGGGAGCAAGAUUCUAAGGAAUCUGACAAGAGUCGGCAUCUCGCAGGA